Molecule: messenger RNA, 1140 nt
Organism: Fusarium fujikuroi IMI 58289
Lineage: Eukaryota; Fungi; Ascomycota; Sordariomycetes; Hypocreales; Nectriaceae
Exons: 2
Coding region: 1-1140 (379 amino acids)
Source: RefSeq, a predicted model, not a curated record
AUGUCGUACUUUACCUCAGUAUUCGGAAGACAAACUAAUGAGAGUAAAACAGAAUCAGUGGCCUCACUGAUUGAUGAAGAGAUUUUGCAGUUGGCAGAAUCAAUAUCAGAGUCUGCUUCCGUGGCCGUAGAACUGUCAACUGAGGAGUCACCUGUAACCCAAUCAGCCUUCCAAACCUCCUUUGGUCAAACAACACUUGUGUCUUUCACGACAACCGGUAUCAUCGAACCUGGAGGGCAGAUAGUGAUCUUCCUCAUCCAACUUCCUGACGACGAUCGAAAGCGCAGCAUCAAUAAACGAGAAGUCGGCGGGUUUGUUGGAGACGGUAGCCCCGAUACCUGCACGUUUGCUUCUACCUUCAACCUCGCCCAGGGCCAGCUCUUCAAGAAUGACAAUCCCCUCUUUUACUCUGGCGAAGACUUUAAAGAGCUAGUCAAUCAAGGGAUGCCACCUUCAGAUGCAAUUACCAAGGGCUUUGCUUCGACUGGAACAUCGCUUACCUUCCAGAAUGAUGACUUGCCCAAUGGACAAGCAGGCUUUUGUCAGACCUCUGAUGGACAAGUUUAUAUCACGUUCACAUCUAAGCCACCUGGAUGCACACCUAUCACCCUUGGUGUUCAUGACGGCAUGCCACUUCGUUUUUCUCGAUGCCAGAACGGCAUACUCAGUGGCGUUGAUCACAAUAGCUCUAGUUCGACUACGACAGCAACCCAAGAGACCAUAAUUUUGUCGGAAAAAGCUACCACCCUGUCUUCUGAACUUGUCGAGUCAUCCAACUCCAGUUUAAGGGUGACAACAAUCCAACCCGACUUGACUUCAUCCUACGAAACACCGUCGAGCAUUGAUGACGUGGCCUCAACUACGUCGUUGGUGACUGACGAUCCAACCUCAGACUCAUCAACAUCUGAUUCAUCUUCAUCUGAGCUUGCCGAAUCUAUCACCGUAUCGGAUAGCACUUCCCCCACUUUAGCCACUCUCGAAGCAUUUUCUGUACAGAUAAUGAUAGAAUCUGUAGGCGAUAUAGUGGAAGAGAUAACUAGCAUCGAAGCGACCACGGAAGUCUCUACUGCCGCAGAUGAAGCAGCUGUAAAGACUACUACGACCCAGAAACUCCAACUACAGCAGUCGACGCCUGUGUAG